Molecule: messenger RNA, 976 nt
Organism: Wasmannia auropunctata (little fire ant)
Lineage: Eukaryota; Metazoa; Arthropoda; Insecta; Hymenoptera; Formicidae
Exons: 1
Coding region: 256-951 (231 amino acids)
Source: RefSeq, a predicted model, not a curated record
UGCUGAUUACCACGUUUACAUAAAUCGCCAUUCUACUGUCACCUUCCAUCUGUCAAUCAUUCACGAUACUUUCGAACCUCCAAAUUUUCGGCAAAAAAUUCUACCGGCUGUUUUACACAACGCUAUUCGGACCUUCAAAAUCUUUCGUUAUAAAAUUAUUUCAGCUACCUCAAUGGAAAUAUCAACGACUCGAUCGAAUCUAUCUUAAUCGCAGAUACGACUUGAUUCCCCACGAGAAACGUCCUGAGUUACGUCAUGUCUUGUUUCGGCGGCCACGACGAGCAGAUCUAUCUAAUCGAGAUACUGAUCGAUAAAUUGACAUUGACGCCCGGUAAAAUCAAAGACGUCGGCGGGCAUCCUAUCGUGAUCAAGAUCAAACUCUUAGAUUUCCCAGUGUUCGAGUUUAUGCGAGACGACUCGGACGCGUCAAAGCGCAGUCAAGACAUACGUUUUAUGGUCGGUAAUUGCUGCCUAUUCAUUAAGCGACCGCGGGAUCUGGUCCAGGGACUACGCUCGUCGAGCUUGAAGAUUGGCGUAUUUCGCGCGGGCGACACUUAUCCCACGGCGGAGACCGAAUUCGCUCUGCCAGGUUGUUUGUGCGACCAGAUCGCCAUGAUCGGCAAUGAUCCCGAAAAUCAGCCGAAACCAUUUACGGUGAAGGGCGGCGUUCACCUCGUAGAUCCGGGCGAAAAUCCAUCCGGCACGUUGCACAUGGAACUCGUCGUCGUGGGUCUUGGACGUAUCUUCAAGACGCACUACGAGCUGCGGCCGAAAUCUCUCGUAACCGGUGAACAGGACAAGGAACGGGAGAUUUGCGUGAAGCGAUUCGUACCACCCGAGUUUCUCGACGAGAAAAUCUCCAAGGAUGUGGAGAUUGCUCCAAAACCGGAAGUUAAAAAAGCGAAAGGUAAGGAAGUCAAGAAAGGUAAAAAGAAGAAAGGCAAGAAAUGAUUUAUGUUAUGAUGUUAUUUGAUGU